AUGGGUGCCGAGCUACCGGUGUCUGGACCGGAGUCCAUUGAAGUCCCACUACCUGACGAGCAGAAGUCCACGAAGAAAACUACAGAGUUCCUCAAGAAUCGGGUGUAUAUACCAGGGCGAGUUUCACCACAUCCACCGCUCACACCCCUUCCAUUGAGGAACUUUCACCAGCAAACUCAGCGGUCACUUCCGGAUCCAGGCUCACCGAGCAAUAAUAUCAACCACCACCCCAGAUACUUAAUUCCGCGAGGUCCUCUAACAAUCGGAACUCAGUGUCCGAACAAGGACCCUUCGCCAUCAACGGACUCUCAAAGCAGCGGCAACGGCUCAAGUUCCAUAUUAUCUCUACCAACACCACCUGUCGCAUCAUUCACACGUCCCCAUGCUACCACACCUCAGAAUACUUCUACAAACCAAAUAUCCUGCGCCAGCCCUACCAGCACGGUUGACCUGAGGUCUCGCACAUCAAUCGCAACCGAGUAUCUUUUCAGACAGUCUACCACCUCAUCGUCUGUUCUUCACCUUUCUGAUAUCCCACCAUUCCCACCACCAUGGUGCCCGCCACCCUCGCAGAUCCCUCCGGUGCCGCAGGAUGAUCCGCGUCUACGAGCCGCUGGUCUCGUGUCGCCACUCAAAACAUCUCAUGAUGCAAUCCAAGAACCACCCGUCUCCAGCUUCCCACAAAAUAGCCUCAAUCCCCGCUGGACUCGAGUAUCCCUUGCCUCGAGCCAGGCUAUCCCGUCCAGCUGGGGUAAUGAUUACCAACGUCACAGCUCAAUGUCAAGGGAUACUAAUUUCGAGAAGGGAGACAACGCAACGAUACGCACAAUCUGCAAGUUCCAUCCUGCCUCUAUAUUCUCAAAUCUGGACAGCCCAACAUUACCCCAUGAACAACCCCCCUUCAAUCGGGAUUCCACUGCCCUUGCAACUCCGUCUCCACCAGAUGCUUCAGCAAGAAACUUUGUUUCCUCCGCGUUGAGCGAAUCUGAACAGGACAUGCAUCCAAAGAACCCCUCCAUGCCACGAGGGAACAAUACCCAAAAACAAGACGAAGAAGUGUUUACCGAAUCACUGGAGAAAGAGAUGGACUGCCUACCCCGAGCUUUUCCGACUAUCAGUGACAAGAAACCCAAUGACCUCGAGCCUCCCCGGUCGGAUUCGAGAGCUGGGCGUAGUUCUAGGGCUCAUAGCACUCCCCUGAGCCUGAUUGAUUUGAUCCGAAGUGCUACUGAAAUGGCUUCAACCGUGGACCAUGGUAGGAGUACCAGUCGAAUUAAUCUUUCUGCAAUGAGCAAUCACUCUGAAUUCCGCGCCGCAAGUAAUUCCCGCCGUCACUCUGGGUCAAUCUCUGAUAUUCUAUCCGAGUUUCCACAGCCUGGCUUAUCAGAAUCCAAGAGCCGUUGGUUCUUGCCUGUGUCUCUUUGGCGUUCUAACCGCAAUGCCGAUCUAGAGAAAUAUCACGUCUCAAGUGGUACGCCAGCUAAAAAACGUUUUCUGGGCCUGUCACGGAGGUGGCUCAUCAUCAUCUGCGUCUUGAUUUUACUCAUAAUUGUCCUUGCAAUUUUACUUCCUGUUCUUCUGGCCGCCCAGUCCAAGGAUUCCAGCGCCAAGUCCUGCGAGAGUACUACGCCCUGCAAGCACGGAGGGGUCAGUGUUUCGAGUGCGAGCGGGUGUUCCUGCAUCUGCACUAAUGGUUACACUGGAUCCCAAUGCGCGAUUGUCGGUGAUAGUAGCUGUGUGACAUCUGAUCUCUCAGAGUCAAAGAACGCUACGAUGGGUAGUUUACUCCCGAGCGUCUUUGCCGACUCACAAACUAAAUUCGAAAUACCUCUCCAUGAAGCAACGAUCAUGGCUCUGUUUAGCACGAACAAUGUCUCAUGCAAGACUGAGAAUACCCUCGUGUCUUUCAGUGGGGCGGAGUCAAGCAGUGAAUCUCGCAAAUCUCGCCGAUCGAUUGGGCUACCUAUCGACGGUGAAAAAGUUGGAAAGGUUCCAAAUUCCGAGGCUACUAAUGUUGCCUCUCGGUCUUUGGCUAGCAUGGAGGGCAUAUUUUACGACGACUCGGACGCCAAAAAUACAACAGUCACAAAUCCCCUGGAAACUGAGUCCACGACAAACACCACUAUCUUGUCCGAAGUGAUGGAAUUCUGUCAAAUAGCUGUACUCUUUUUUCUCGAGGAGACAAGCUCGCUUGAUUCCGCCGUCAGUGCCAAGGAAAGUAUUCAGUCGUACCUGGUUGAAUACUAUGCUAGCGCGACAUCAUUGGAAGUGCUGGGUAUGUAUGAUCUAGAUUUUGAGAACAAGACAAUCACGUUGCCCAACGGUACAAUUAUAGGAGGAUGA
Penicillium verhagenii is the source of this 2343-nucleotide messenger RNA. Its product is annotated as calcium-binding EGF-like domain-containing protein. Lineage: Eukaryota; Fungi; Ascomycota; Eurotiomycetes; Eurotiales; Aspergillaceae. The coding region runs from base 1 to 2343 and encodes 780 amino acids. The record is from RefSeq and is a predicted model, not a curated record. The transcript has 2 exons.